Cyprinodon variegatus (sheepshead minnow) is the source of this 1023-nucleotide messenger RNA. RefSeq names its product epidermal growth factor receptor substrate 15-like 1. The coding region runs from base 1 to 1008 and encodes 335 amino acids. Gene Ontology annotation, molecular function: cadherin binding. Gene Ontology annotation, cellular component: plasma membrane; cytoplasm; clathrin coat of coated pit. Gene Ontology annotation, biological process: endocytosis; endosomal transport. NCBI's taxonomy places the organism in Eukaryota, Metazoa, Chordata, Actinopteri, Cyprinodontiformes, Cyprinodontidae. The record is from RefSeq and is a predicted model, not a curated record. The transcript has 5 exons.
AUGCCUUCACCGAGUCAUAGAUCACAGUUAUCCUUACAUGGCCAGGGACGAGUGGCCUGCGGCGGAAUUGAAUACGGUACCCUUGUAGAAGAGCCUGGAGGGCGACUGCGCCAACCGGACCUGGCGGUGAGUGUGAACCAGCAUAGAAAGUGUGCGUCCAAGCUCCUUGAUCAUGAGAGUAAAGGCCUGCAGAGAUGCAUCAACCAGGCAUUGCAUGGCGUGGUCCAGUGGAAAGAUUCCAAGGAGGAAGACAGGGCCAGCAUAAGAUGGGAGAGAGAGUUCCCAAUCCGGCCCAUAACGGGCAUUGGGCCAAAAAGCCUCAUCAGGGAGAAGUACACUCUGGAGCAGGACAUCAGGGACAUGGAGGAAGCCAUCAGACACAAGAGUGCUGAGGUUCAGGAGAUGCAGAACGAGCUGGACAGAGAGACCAGCAGUCUGCAGGAGCUGGAGGCCCAGAAACAGGAUGCCCAGGACCGACUGGAGGAGAUGGAGCAGCAGAAACACAAACUGGAGGACAUGCUGAACGAAGUACGGCUGAAGUGUCAGGAGGAGUCCCAUCUGAUCUCCAGCCUUCAGAGUCAGAUCCACUCUCAGGAGUCCGACCUGCAGAGCCAGGAGGAGGAGCUGAGCCGGGCCAAGGCUGACCUGGACAGACUGCACCAGGAGGAGCGACAGCUGGAGCAGAACCUGGCAGCUGGAAAGAUCCAGCUUGAAACCAUCAUCAGUUCCCUCAAGUCCACCCAGGAGGAGAUCAACCAGGCUCGCAGCAAGUUAUCCCAGAUUCAGGACAGCCAGCAGGACAUGUCUAAAGGAAUCGAGCAGUUCAACAGCUCCCUAAACGCAACCAAUGGGGGCAGCAUGACCAACCUGGCCGACAUGAGCGAAGGCUUCAGCGACAGAGAGAGCACUGGGAAGGGGAAGCAGGUGAGCCCUUCUACAUGUCCCAGUACAGAUCCCAGUCUGGUCCCCGUAUGGACCACCUUAAUAUCAGAGUUGUUGAUGUGCUGAUGCCGGUGACUAACA